GCGGGGCAGGGCGGCGGGAACGGCGGUGGCGGCGGCGCGGCGGCCGCGGGCGCGGUGGCGGCGAUGCUGGGCAACGCGGUCGGCGGCGGUGGUGGCGGCGGCGCUGGCGCUGGUGGUGCUGCAGACGCCGACGCGGACGACGGUGUGCCGCUGCUGCCAAUGCCUGGGGAGGAGGAAGGGGACGCGGGCGCGGGGGCCAUGUGGGCCAUGUGGGCGGGCGGCGCGGCCGACGAGGGGUGA
This is a messenger RNA of Monoraphidium neglectum, 240 nucleotides long. RefSeq lists its product as hypothetical. The annotation marks the transcript as partial. The record is from RefSeq and is a predicted model, not a curated record. Lineage: Eukaryota; Viridiplantae; Chlorophyta; Chlorophyceae; Sphaeropleales; Selenastraceae. The transcript has a single exon.